UUCCUCGUCAACAAUGGCACACAUCCAGUACGUGGACGGUUUAAUUCGAGAAUAUAUCCUUUUCCGUGGGUUUUCCAACACGCUAAAAGCGUUCGAUAGUGAGCUAAAGAGUGAUAAAGAUAAAAGUUUUCGUGUGGACAAAGUUAUCGAGCAAAUACUGCUGCUGAUACACAAUCACGACCUGCAGGGGUUGCGCGAGCUGUGGGCCCAUUUAAAUAAUCACCUGUUCCGUAAUUUGGAGCACCAUUUCGCCACCGCUGUUAAUAAGCUGGAGCAAUCUGUACUGAAGUUUUACCUCAUCGUCGCCUAUACUUCGAAUAAGACGGAUAAAAUAACAGAGUUCUUCACCAAACUUUCAUCGGAGUUGGUAAACCAAAGCGAAUGGAAAGAGUGGUUCUUUUUCCCGUUUUGCAAAAACCCAGAAGAACAUGCAGCAUUUGCCGUCUGCUUUAGUAAGCAAUGGCAGGACACUUUGCUCAUUUCACUGCACAACUUCCUAUCGACUAUCUAUCAAUGUAUGCCGCAGCCAAUCAUCGCAAAGGCCGAAUCUGAGGGAUGUCUAAUAAAGAAACUGCAGGAAGAAAAUGCUCUACUGCGAAGCAAAUUGAGCACCAUUCAGCAACAGCAAUUGCAGCAGCAGUAUCUGCAGACGGCUGGUCCCGGAAGUCAUCACUCGCGGCUCAGUGCUUCAUCGGGCGGAGAUCAACGGCUCACGGCGGACGGUCGAAUUCGGUACUCGUCGCGGCCAUCGUCAAGCAUGCUUUCGCUGAACGAUCUGCAACCGUUCGGCAUUCCUCCACCCACCCACAUCGUGGAUGAUUUCUACAUUAUCGCACAGGAGUCGAACAGUAUGGGGAACGCGGCUGAGGGACAGGCCAGGGGUUUGAAGUCGCUGAUAAGAAACAUAGGAUCCGGUGGAAGCCCCGUGCUCGGGCGACGUGAGGCCGUGCUAGAACGAAACAAAAAACGUUCCGGCAGUGUAGGAAGUCGCGGUAAUUGGAUUCAUAGUUGAGCACGGGAUAGCUCAAUCCCGUUUUGACAAAGGUACAUUUCCAUAUACUUUAACUCAUAUAUACUCAUAGCGUAUGUAAGGUUUUACCAAAAAGGUUUUUUUUAAGAAUAUUAUAGGCAUUGAACACACUUUUACGUUCACUUAAAUGCUUUAUUUCCAAUCGUUGUGCAUUAAAAUACUGGUUUAAAACGCAGCCCAAGGCAAACUGAAGAAGGCUAGAACAUCAAAUGCGCGUUCGCUAAAAGGCCACUUCCGAUCGUCGCUCGUGAAAAUUUUUGUUUUCAUGUCAGACCGAUAGCAAGUAUUUUUCUUUUUCAUGCAAUCAUGCUCUGUCUAACGUAUCAGCGUUUUACGGGUCAGUUAAUAUCAUUGGCUUCUCAUACUGUGUGUGAAUAUAAGGAAUUCUUAUCAAAUACUUUCUUUUUGACGAAUAAAUUAGGCACCACCGAUCAAUGCGCACAGGGCACGCUUGUAAUCUCCGGAGCAUUCAUUCUGAAAAGAAAUAGGUAGAAAGCAAAACAGAAUCAUUUUAAUUGGUCGUACUUUUUUUGUUGGUAAAUAUUCGUGAUUAAAGGAGAUUUUGUGGCGUGAA
Messenger RNA from Anopheles coustani, 1604 nucleotides. RefSeq names its product WD repeat-containing protein 91. The transcript has 3 exons. NCBI's taxonomy places the organism in Eukaryota, Metazoa, Arthropoda, Insecta, Diptera, Culicidae. Gene Ontology annotation, molecular function: protein binding; phosphatidylinositol 3-kinase regulator activity. The record is from RefSeq and is a predicted model, not a curated record. Gene Ontology annotation, cellular component: late endosome membrane; extrinsic component of endosome membrane; early endosome membrane. Gene Ontology annotation, biological process: early endosome to late endosome transport. Bases 14 to 1012 code for a protein of 332 amino acids.